AUGUUUUCGAACUCUCGCAUCCAUUGGGUGAUAUUCCUCUUCUUUGCCACGACCAUCUCUGCCGCCCUCGACGCAAAUGCCCCCUACGACUACAUCGUCGUUGGCUCCGGCCCCGGUGGCGCACCCGUUGCGGCAAAGCUCGCUCAGAGCGGCUACUCAGUCCUUCUGGUCGAUGCUGGAGACGAUCAGCGGUCCAACACAAACACGACCGUCGCUAUUGCGCUCGCAAAUGCAGCGGCCGAGGACGAUGCGCUUCGCUGGGACUUUUUCAACCCGCCCGCAGGGUCCGAGAGGCUGGGCGUAUAUUAUCCCAGAUCUGGCACUCUCGGCGGCUGCUCAGCUCACAAUGCUGGUGCCGCGGUACUUCCUCAAGACAGUUACUGGGAUCACAUAUCUGAGAUGACGGGCGACGAGACGUGGAACCCGCGGAGCAUGCGUGGUUACUUUGAGGAGUUUGAACGAAACAUGUACUCACCGAAGGGCACCCUCGGCCACGGCUUCGAUGGCUGGCUUACUACCUCGACAACGCCUCCCGAGGCGGCGCUCGCCAACCGAAGUGGGCGGCUGGCUAUAACCAGAGAGAUUGCGGCCAAGAUGGGACACGACGAAGAUGUUUAUGAGAGGAUGUCCGUCGAUAUCAACUCCAACGACCCGGCCAGAGACAGGCAACAGGGUCUGUUCAACUUUCCCUUCCAUCACACGCCGGGCGGCCGCCGAACCAACGCCAACCUCCUGCUAGAUUCAGUGUUAGCUGCCCGCAACGAGGACGGCACUCCCGUCAACCUGCUUACUAUCCAGCUUGAGACUUUGGUCACCAGGGUCCUCUUUGACGACUCCGGGGAUACGCCUCGCGCCAUCGGUGUCGAGUAUAUGCAGGGCAAGUCCUUACAUCGGGUGUUGGCGAAGAAGGGCAUCAUCGUAUCCGGAGGCGUCUUCAACACGCCCCAAAUCCUCAAGCUGAGUGGGAUCGGGCCGGCCGACGAGCUUGCCAAGUUCGGCAUCCCCGUUGUCGUCCACCUCCCCGGUGUCGGCGCCCACCUGCAGGACAACUACGAGAUCUCGCUGGCGGCGCACGCCUCCGUUAACUUGAGUGCUCCGGCCGAUCCAAAUGCACCGCAGUGUACGCAUGGCAUUGGCGACGACCCUUGCGUCGGGCUGUGGCGUCAAGGCAGAGGGCCAUAUGCCAUUCCCGGUGCGUCGCACCUCGUCUAUAAAAGAAGCUCCGUCGCCCAAGACAAUGAGCGCGACGUUGUCUUCUGGAACCCGCCCAGUGUACUCCGCGGCUUCUUCCCGGGCUUCUCACGGCCUCAGGGGGAUCCGCCGACUACAUUUUCCUUCGCCAUGCUUCACGCGCAGGGGCGCAACCAUGGCGGCGGCUCUGUCGGCCUUCGCUCGGCGGACCCGCGCGACGUGCCCGACAUCUUCUUCAACUUCUGGGCCGAAGGCGCCGAGCAAGAUCUCCAAGCGCUGUACGAGGGGAUCGAGUUUGGACGCGACGUCUUGUCCAGCAUGGCUGAGCCUGUCGGCCCAUUCACCGAGUUCCAGCCCUGUCUUGGCCGUGUUGGAGCCAACUGCACCGCGCAGGCUACCAAGGACUUCAUCCGUCGGCAGGUCUACUCACACCACGCAUCAUCCACCGCCGCCAUUGGUGCCGACGGCGACCCUUUGGCUGUCCUGGACAGUCGCUUCCGCGUCCGUGGCACGCGCGGGCUGCAUGUUGUCGACGGCAGCGCCCUCCCUCGCCCUCCGAGUCCUUUCCCCAUCAUCGGCCAGUUCAUGGCCUCGUACAAGGCAGCUGAGGUGAUUCUCGAGGAUGCUCGGGGCAACGGCGACUAG
Messenger RNA from Hirsutella rhossiliensis, 1836 nucleotides. RefSeq names its product GMC oxidoreductase domain-containing protein. Gene Ontology annotation, molecular function: flavin adenine dinucleotide binding; oxidoreductase activity, acting on CH-OH group of donors. Lineage: Eukaryota; Fungi; Ascomycota; Sordariomycetes; Hypocreales; Ophiocordycipitaceae. The coding region runs from base 1 to 1836 and encodes 611 amino acids. The record is from RefSeq and is a predicted model, not a curated record. The transcript is spliced from 4 exons.